Molecule: messenger RNA, 33731 nt
Organism: Haliotis rufescens (red abalone)
Lineage: Eukaryota; Metazoa; Mollusca; Gastropoda; Lepetellida; Haliotidae
Exons: 112
Coding region: 163-32730 (10855 amino acids)
Molecular function (GO): protein binding
Source: RefSeq, a predicted model, not a curated record
CCAACAUUCAUGACAGUACUGUAAGCAAGAAGAAGGAAUUACACGAGCGGGGCGUUUCGUAACAAAUUUCGAGAGAGAACUCACACCUGAGAAACAUUCGCCAUUUGCCGCGUGGAUGUUAUGUGAAUAUGUUCUGACGACUUACAAGCGCUGGUUCGCUUGAUGAAGAUGUUUUUAGUGAAAAGAACGCGAAUUAAACUUGAAGGGGUGAUGAAAACAAACAACCCCUUUUCGACACUGAUUCUCAGGAUAUGCAUUUUGUGGCUUGUGAUAGAUUGUGCUGCUGGUCAGUGCAACUGUACCGGGACGUCAUGUGACACCAACUGUACUGCUGGACAGUACCUGGAGAAUGGACAAUGCCUGACCUGCCCGACUGGACACUACUGUACGGGAGGCACUGCCUACAAGGUGGCAUGCGGAGCCGGCAAAUACAGGGCUACAACAGGAGCAACAACUGCCUCCAACUGUCAGAACUGUGCUUCUGGAGAGAUCAGUGGAGUUGGGGCGUCCGCGUGCACGCCGUGUCCAGCCGGCAAGAUCUGCAGUGGUGGCUCCAUCUCCGGUGACUGUCCCUCCGGGGAGUACGCCCUUGAAGGUGAUGCUACUUGCACGGCCUGCCCCACUGGAAGCAUCUGCCCGACAGUCACAGGGCCGCCACAGAGCUGUGCAGUAGGGACUGAACCUGACAGUGCCAAGACAGCAUGUCAAGACUGCACGUCAGGAAACUACAGAGGGGUCUCCGAUACAUCCUGCAAGACUUGUCCUAAAGGGAGCAAAUGUCCUAGUGCGAAACUGUCUGCACCCAUCACCUGCCCAUCAGGAGAGUACCAGACAAGCACUGGUCAGACUUCCUGUCAGGACUGCCCAGCAGGAAGUGAAUGCUCCGAUACAACAAAGGCUACUCAGUGUCUGGCCGGGCAGUACGCUCCAGCCAAGUCCACCGCCUGCACUGCUUGUCCAACAGGUAAAUACAGCAGCUCUGCAGGAUCAUCGUCUUGUACGCCAUGUGUUGCGGGGGAGGACUGUGACAAGAGGAACGUUGCACCGUCAUCGUGCGCUGCCGGGACAUACAACCCAGGAGGGAAUGAUGGAUGUCUGGCUUGUAGUGAAGGUACAUACAGUCUAGCUGGCGCCAGCACCUGCACAUCAUGUGACCCAGGCUACGAUUGUCUGGAUCGUAACUCCGCCCCCUCCCAGUGUGCAGCAGGGACCUAUAACCCUGGUGGCAACACUGGAUGUCUCACGUGUCCAGAAGGUCAAUACAGUCUCGCAGGGGCGAGUUCAUGUACUUCCUGUGUGGCUGGCGAUGACUGCAUCAACAGAAACGCCGCCCCCUCCCCCUGUGCGGCGGGGACCUACAAUCCCGGGGGUAAUCCUGGCUGCCAGGCAUGCAGUGAAGGUACCUACAGUUCAGCAGGAGCAGGGUCGUGCACAACAUGUGACCCAGGCUACGACUGUGCCGUCCGUGACGCCGCCCCCACCCAGUGUGCAGCAGGGACCUACAACCCCGGGGGCAACACUGGCUGUCUCACCUGCCCUGAAGGUUACUAUAGCAACUCAGGAGCCAGUAACUGUACAAUCUGCCCUCCUGGCAAGGACUGCAGCAAUCCUGCAGCAACACCUUCAGAUUGUGCUGCUGGGACGUACAGCAGGGAGGGGGAUGUAGCAUGCACAAACUGUGGAGCAGGAAACUACAGCGACACUGGAUCAAGCUCCUGCACUCCAUGCCCUGAAGGCAAGGACUGCACUGAUCCUGCUCUCCCCUUGGCAUCUCUGCCCGACUGUCCAGCAGGAACGUACAGCCGACAAGGGGACAUGGGGUGCUUCAACUGCAACUCGGGACACUACAGUGCGGCUGGAGCUGCUGUGUGUAUUAUCUGUACUGCUGGGAAGAACUGUUCAAGCGCUGUUGGAUCAGCCCCUGUUGAUUGUGCUGAGGGUUACUUUAGUAAUGAAGGAGAUGUGACCUGCUCACCCUGUGAGGCUGGCUACUACAGUUCUCCAGGAUCUGGAAGCUGCAGCAUCUGUUCUGGAGGUCAGGGUUGUUCUGGUAACACUGUGAUUACAUGCACUGCAGGCACAUACAGCAAAGAGGGUGAACCUACCUGUAAGAAUUGCCUCUCAGGGUAUUACAGUAAGACUGGAGCAGCCCAGUGCACAAUCUGUCCAGCAGGAAACGAUUGCACAGACCCAGCUAUCUCAGGGAUCAGUCCACCAGACUGUCCAGUAGGUUCAUUCAGCCAAGAAGGAGAUGCCGGCUGUACAUCGUGUGGACCAAGUCACUACAGCUCGGCAGGAGCUAGCGUGUGUAUCAUCUGUCCAGCUGGUCAAAGUUGCAGUGGAACUGUUGUGACUGAUUGUGUGGCAGGGACAUACAGCAAGGAAGGGGAGUCAAAUUGUACCACCUGCCUGUCAGGAUAUUACAGUGAGGCUGGAGCAGCCCAGUGCACAAUCUGUCCAGCAGGAAAGGAUUGCACAGACCCAGCUGUCUUAGGGAUCAAUCCACCAGACUGUCCAGCAGGUACAUUCAGCCAAGAAGGAGAUGCCGGCUGUACAUCAUGUCCAGCAAGUGACUACAGCACUCCUGGUUCUAGUUCCUGCACAAUAUGUCCUUCAGGUAAAAGCUGCUCAGGAAACACACUUGCCGACUGUGACGCAGGAACCUACAGCAAGGAAGGAGAAGUAAACUGCACAACUUGUUUACUUGGGUAUUACAGUAAGACUGGAGCGGCCCAGUGCACAGUAUGUCCCUCAGGAAAGAAUUGCACAGACCCAGCUGUCUCAGGGAUCAAUCCACCAGACUGUCCAGAAGGUUCAUUCAGCCAAGAAGGAGACGCCGGCUGUACAUCGUGUGGACCAAGUCACUACAGCUCGGCAGGAGCUAGCGUGUGUAUCAUCUGUCCAGCUGGUCAAAGUUGCAGUGGAAUUGUUGUGACUGAUUGUGUGGCAGGGACAUACAGCAAGGAAGGGGAGUCAAAUUGUACCACCUGCCUGUCAGGAUAUUACAGCAAGGCUGCAGCAGCCCAGUGCACAAUCUGUCCAGCAGGAAAGGAUUGCACGGACCCAGCUGUCUUAGGGAUCAAUCCACCAGACUGUCCAGCAGGUUCAUUCAGCCAAGAAGGAGAUGCCGGCUGUACAUCAUGUCCAGCAAGUGACUACAGCACUCCUGGUUCUAGUUCCUGCACAAUAUGUCCCUCAGGAAAAAGCUGCUCAGGAAACACACUUGCCGACUGUGACGCAGGAACCUACAGCAAGGAAGGAGAAGGAAACUGCACAACUUGUUUACUUGGGUAUUACAGUAAGACUGGAGCAGCCCAGUGCACAGUAUGUCCAGCAGGAAACGAUUGCACAGACCCAGCUGUCUUAGGGAUCAAUCCACCAGACUGUCCAGCAGGUUCAUUCAGCCAAGAAGGAGACGCCGGCUGCACAUCGUGUGGACCAAGUCACUACAGCUCGGCAAGAGCUAGCGUGUGUAUCAUCUGUCCAGCUGGUCAAAGUUGCAGUGGAACUGUUGUGACUGAUUGUGUGGCAGGGACAUACAGCAAGGAAGGGGAGUCAAAUUGUACCACCUGCCUGUCAGGAUAUUACAGUGAGGCUGGAGCAGCCCAGUGCACAAUCUGUCCAGUAGGAAAGAAUUGUUCUGACCCAGCUGUCUCUGGCAGCAGUCCACCAGACUGUGUGGCAGGAACCUUCAGUGAAGAAGGGGAUGCAGGCUGUACAUCAUGUUCAUCAGGAUAUUACAGUGCAGCAGGAGCCACUGUUUGCAUCAUCUGUCCAUCUGGCCAAAGCUGUUCUGGAAAUACACUUGCAAACUGCCCAGCAGGAAAACACAGUCAAGAAGGAGAAUCAUCAUGCAGGAAUUGCCUUUCAGGCUACUACAGCAAAGCUGCUGCUGGUAUGUGUACAGUAUGUCCAGCGGGGAAAGAUUGCUCCAACCCAGCAGUGACAGGACCAGAUCCACCAGACUGCCCUGCUGGAAGCUACAGCAAAGAAGGUGAUGCCGGCUGCUCAUCUUGUGGCUCAGACUCCUUCAGCCAACCAGGAUCAGAAAACUGUACCUUGUGUCCAGCAGGGAAAGCGUGCAGUGGAGGGUCAGAAAGUGACUGUCUGGCUGGGACAUAUAGCCAGAAUGGAGAAACCACCUGUAAGCCAUGUCAGUCCGGGUACUACAGCACAGUUGCAUCUUCCAACUGCAUCCUCUGCCCCGCGGGUCGAAACUGCAGCAGUCCAGCGGUUGUGUCACAGCCACCAAUAUGUCCGGGAGGAACGUACAGCAGGGAUGGGGAUAACGGAUGUAAUACCUGUCAAGCAGGGUAUCAUAGUGAUGCUGAAGCCUCUAUUUGUAUCAUAUGCCCUGUUGGCAGAGAUUGUUCAGAUCCAGCCAUGGCCACAGCUUCUUUGCCAACAUGCACUUCGGGAACUUUCAGUGGAGAAGGGGAAGCUGCAUGCCAGCCUUGUGCACCUGGGUAUUACAGCACGGCUGGUGCUGGGGCUUGUGUCAUCUGUCCCGCAGGCAGCAACUGCACCGACAUCAGCUCCAUCACAACAACUCCACCAGAUUGUGGGGCAGGCUACUACAGCAACGAGGGAGACUCAGGAUGUACAAACUGUCCUGCAGGUCACUAUGCCAGCAGCCCAGGGUCAUCGGCCUGCACGGAGUGUGCAGCGGGGUCAUACUGUACCUCGACUACACAGACCCCAUGUAACAAGGGCAAAUACAGUGCAGCGGGUGGCGCCACUGCAUGUCAGACAUGCGCAGACGGACUUUACCAAACUGCCACAGGACAAACAUCUUGCACAGACUGCUCAGCUGGUCACCGGUGUGUGGACCCGACCGUGGCGCCAGUGCCAUGCCAGACAGGGCAAUACCAGGACAGUACUGGCUCCAACUCUUGCAAAACUUGCCCCAAUGGCUACUUCAGUACCAGCAGCGGCCAGACCAAGUGCACCAUCUGUCCAGCAGGCUACAAGUGUCCGGACUCCACCGUCAGCCCUGUUGCUUGCAGUAGCGGAGAGUUUUCGAAUGAAGGGUCGACAGCAUGUCAGUCUUGUCCCCCGGGUCAAGUGUGCGGAGGUACCGGAACACCCACAUCAUGUCAGUCAGGAGAGUAUGUGGGUGCUUCUGGGUGUGCGGACUGCCCUGCAGGAUCGGCCUGUCCCUCCCCCAUCACCCCCCCACAGGCAUGCCCUUCAGGAACCUACCAAGAUGCCCCUAAGCAGACCAGCUGCAACCCCUGCCCCGAGGGCAAGUCCUGUGUGGAUGUCGCUGCCACCCCUGUUGACUGUACUGCUGGAUUCUUCAGCGCUGCUGGGGAGGGAACAUGCACGAGAUGUCCGGAAGGGUACUACAGUGCUGCUGUUGCUGGCACGUGUAGCGCCUGCCCAGCAGGACAGAUGUGUUUCGAUGGCACCAACUUCAUCACCCCUGUCAACUGUGACGCUGGGAAGUACAGUCGUCUGGGAGAGGCCACCUGUAAAGACUGUGAUGCUGGCACCUACAGCACUGGGGGCUCCUCAGCCUGCUCGCUGUGUCCAGCUGGCAAGAAAUGUAGUGAUCCUGCCCUAACACCAACUGACUGUCUCACAGGAUACUACAGUCUGGAGGGCAAGGUGGAGAGCUGCACUAUCUGCCCGGCAGGCCAUGAGUGUCCCAACAAGUCCGACCCCCCCAUGCUGUGUGCUAUUGGUCAAUAUGCCACCCAAGGUCUGACCGCCUGUGUGGACUGUCCUACCGGUCAGUCAUGCCUGGACCCCGCCGCCUCUCCAAUCAACUGUAUAAAUGGCUAUUACAGUCCUGCUGGAACAAGCACCUGCCUGCCCUGCCCUGCUGGAAAAGGCUGUGACUCCACCAAGGAUGUCCUGGAUCUCUGCACCACAGGCUUCUACAGCACAGGAUCCAUGACGUGUCAGCAAUGUCCAGCAGGGUCUAUGUGCCCCAUGCCAUCUAUUGGACCAAUCGCCUGCCGUAAAGGAUCUUACGCCCUUGCUGGAUCAACAACAUGCACUACCUGUCCUGCUGGUAGCAAGUGCCCUACUACCAACACUGCCCCAGUGCCCUGUGUGGGCGGGGAAUACAGUCUGAGUGGCUCCGACGCCUGCACCAAGUGUCCUGCCGGCUAUGCCUGCCCAGCAGGGGCUGGUUCUCCCACAUCCUGCGUGUCCGGAACGUACGCUGUCACGGGCCAGCCAGCAUGUCAAGGUUGUCCAGUUGGAUCAGCUUGUCCAUCCACUACAACAGGAAGCAACCAGUACACAUGUCCUUCUGGAAGCUAUUCCCUGGGUAACCAGUCUAGCUGUACGGUGUGCACAGCAGGAUUCUUCUGUCCCGACACCAGCACCGACACCAGCACCGCCUGUCCCGCGGGCUUCUAUGCCGUGAGUGGCUCACCUUCCUGCAACCCAUGUGAGGCAGGUUGGCAGUGCCCCACGGCGGACGCCACCACCAGGGUUAGAUGUACACAGGGAUAUUACUCCGUAGGAAACGCAACAGCAUGCACAGAGUGUCCCGUAGGUAAAGCAUGUCCAGCAACUGACACCGACCAGUUUGUCACCUGCGGAGCUGGGUCCUACUCUAUUGGUAAACAGACUGCAUGUACGACAUGUCCUGCUGGGUAUGCAUGCCCUAAUACUGACUCUGACACCAAGACCAAAUGUCAGGACGGAACCUACAGCGAAGGAGGCAGAAGUGCGUGUGUGGAUUGUGAAGCGGGCUACAUGUGCCCCACCAUCUACGACAGCUACAAAAUUGCAUGUGCUCCAGGAACAUUUGCUGAAGCCAAGAAGAUCGAGUGCACAGCCUGUCCUUCAGGAGAGGAGUGUCCAGAUACUAAAGCUCCAGGGACUGCAUGUCCAGAUGGUUUCUACAGUUUAGGAAGUCAGCCAGCCUGUACUACUUGCCCAGCAGGAUUCCAGUGUUCCAACAAGGGCAUUAAACCAGCCAUAUGUCCAGAGGGUCAGUACAGCCCUGAGAAGUCCAUAGCUUGUAGUACUUGCAUGGUGGGCUAUGCUUGUCCUGAAGGUAGUACACAGGAAGACCCCCCAAGUGCUAAAUGUAAGCUAGGAUACUACUGUCCUGAUGGAAAGGCAGAACUGCCAUGUGCUAAAGCAUUUUACGGAGAUGCUUUUGGAUAUGUUGCUGACACAGACUGUAAACAGUGUCCUCAAGGCUACUACUGCCCAGAGGGCACUGCAGGGCAGCCAUCAUCAAGUCUGAUUUGUCCAAAGGGACACUUUUGUGGUGCUGGAACUGGAGACUAUAAGGAAUCCCCUUGUCCUGCAGGAAAAUUCUCAAAUAAUCUCGGUAAUGUACAAGUCAGUGAGUGCUCUAGUUGCCCCGAGGGUCGUUUUUGUCCAGAGGGUACAACAGAUCCCUGGUUUGAUGCCAAUGUCUGCCCAAGGGGGUCCUACUGCCCGUCAGGAACUGGCUCCCCUAAUGCAUGUCCAUCUGGGAAGUACACGGCUGAAACAGGCUCCACUGGCUUGGAGUUCUGUCGAUCCUGCCCGGCAGGCCACUACUGUUCUGCUGGAACACCAACCCCAACUCAGUGUGCUCCAGGAACCUUCAACCCGGAUGUUGAACAAGGCGAUGUCAUUAGCUGCAAACCUUGCACCUCUGGUCAAGCUUGUACAGAGUACGGUCUCACUGAACCCAACUCCCGAUGUUCACCUGGUUACUACUGUCCGGGAGGCAAUCACCGAGCCAACCAGUCUGAAUAUGCUUGUCCUGCUGGCACAUACACCAACAAUAACAACCUGACUGCUAUAGAACAGUGUGAGAAAUGUCCUGAAACCGUAGCUUGUCUCAUUGGGACUGGAGGCGUCCAGAAACCCCCUGUUGCAUGUGCUAAAGGUCACUACUGUAAGGAAGGAACAGGAGCCCAAACCCAGUGGCCAUGUGCUGCAGGUACCUGGACCAACCUGACCAACUUGGCCAACCAGGAGGGAUGCUCUCCUUGCCCCAAGGGAUACUACUGUCUGCAGGGGUCUGCAGCUCCAACUGGCCUCUGCUCCAAGGGACAUUGGUGUCCUGAACGCACAGAGUAUGGGGAUCAGCACCCCUGCCACGCAGGCUCCUACAGUAACAACACGGGCAACAUCAGAUGGGAGCAGUGUGUGGACUGCCCAGAAGGCAACUACUGUCCACAGGCCUCCAUACUGCCAACGUCAUGCCCAGCUGGUUCAUUCCGUGAAGACACCAAGGGAGAGAAGCUGACCGAUUGUGGAGACUGCACAGCCGGUUACUAUUGCCCUGGACUGGCAAACAUUGAGCCACUUCCCUGUGAGAAGGGAAAUUACUCGGCCGCCGGCGCUGACUCGUGUACAACCUGUAAGGCAGGGUACUACUGUGACCAGAACGCUACCAGCCUUGCCUUCAUGACCACAGACCGGAUCUGCCCAGCUGGAGUGGAGUGUCCGCCAGGGAUGUACAAACAACCCGAUCUGAUCGAGGAUAAAUGCAGGACUGGUCACUACUGUCCAGCAGGAGAUGUCAACCCCUACCCUGUCCCGUGUCCAAAUGGCACUUUCAAUCCUGAUUAUGGCCGAAAACAAGUGUCUGACUGUGUUCAGUGUACCCCCGGGUCUUACUGUAUUCCUGAAGGGUUGUCAACUCCUGCAGGGGAUUGUCCUGGUGGUUACUACUGUCCUUUAGGAACAGCUGCUCCUGAAUCUUACCCCUGCCCAAUAGGGUUCUACCGAAAUGGGUCUGCCAGGGAGUCAUUCCAAGACUGUACAGAGUGUAUAUCAGGUUUCUAUUGUGACAGAGAAGGUCUGGCAACACCAAUAAGCUGUCCACGAGGGUACUUCUGCGUCAGUGGAAGCACAUUCCCUCAACCCUGUCCACUGGGUACUUACGGUAAUUCCACGGAGCUGAGAAGAAGUACAGACUGCACCCCCUGUCCAGGAGGCUACUACUGUGACGGCAUCGGCAGGGUUGAACCAACUGAUGUUUGUGAUGCUGGCUUCUACUGCCGAGAGAAAGCGUACACCUCUGCCCCUCCUGAUGGACCUACAGGGGGGGUGUGUCCAGCUGGAGGCUACUGCCCACCCGGAACUGCAUAUCCUGCAUCCUGUCCAGUAGGAAAAUACAGUAAAUCUCCAGGGGCCAAGACAGAGUUUGAUUGUAUCCCAUGCGACCCUGGGUUUUACUGCGCAGGCUCUAGUAGUACUGACGCCUCCCAGAAGUGUGCCGCUGGUUACUAUUGCACCGGUGGUUCUGGUAUUGCUACUCAGUUCGACACCCCAGCCGGACAUUACUCUCAAGCAGGAGCCUUCAAACCGGAACCUUGUCCCAAGGGAAGCUACCAGAGAGCCAGCCGAUCUGGAGAAUGUGACCUCUGUGCUCAAGGCUACUUCUGCAAUGGAACUGGAACAAUUGAACCCAUCCUAUGUCCAAAGGGUUACUACUGUCCUGAAGGUACAGACUUCCCUAAUCCAUGUCCAAGGGGCACCUUCCUGCCAGAUGUAGGCCGAUACCAAGAAGAUCACUGCAACCCGUGUACUCAAGGUGAAGCUUGUGAAUAUGUUGGCCUUGCAGAUCCAAACACCAAAUGCCAGCCAGGACACUAUUGCACCCUUGGAUCAAACACCUCCACCCCAAUCGGCCAGCCCUUUGGAGAUCUCUGUCCACCUGGAUACUUCUGUCCCGAGGGAACAUCCGAGUAUGUGCACAGCCCAUGUCCUAACGGGACUUACACCAACUACACAGGGCUACAGGCAGAGGAGAACUGCACCCUGUGUGACCCUGGCAGGGUGUGCAAUGGCUAUGGUCUCACUGAACCUAAUGGGGUGUGUGCGCCUGGGUACUUCUGCAGGGGUGGAGCUGGCACAGAUAAGCCCAGUGACGGUGGUGCCACAGGGGAUCCUUGUCCCAAAGGGAACUACUGCCCAGAAGGAACAGGUGAGCCUUUACCCUGCCCGCCAGGGUCCUUCAACAAUGUGACAGGGAGAGCCAAUUGUAUGGACUGCCCGGCAAGCUUCUUCUGCUCGGACGGUGAGAUCCCGCUCAGAUGUCCCCCAGGGAGGUACUGCCCUGGAAACACCACCACUGACCAACCCAAGUGUCCCAGGGGAACCUACAACCCAGACUUUGAAAUGGCACAUGUGGAUGACUGCAGACCUUGUAAGGGAGGCUACUUCUGUGAUGCCCUCGGAGCUAAGAACUUUGACUUCAGUGAGAAUGACACUGGCACUGGACCUUGUGCAGCUGGAUACUUCUGCAAACAAGGUGUGAAUGUAAGCACGCCAACUGAUGCAACAACCACUGGCAUUGGAGGGCCAUGUCCUGCCGGUUUCUACUGCCCCCAACAGACAGAGGACCCCAUUGCGUGCCCCAAUGGCACCUACAGGGACGCCAUCAUGGGCACCAACCCCACCGACUGCCUGGACUGCAAACUGGGACAGUACUGUGGUUCCACCAACUUGUCCGACUCCACUGGCCCCUGUUGGCCUGGCUUCUACUGUUAUCGAGGAAACAAUGUUCCCAAUCCUACAGGAGCUGAACCCGAGAAAGGAGGACCAUGCCCUGUGAGCCACUACUGUCCUCCUGGAACAUCCUACCCCUUGGAGUGUCCGGCCGGAACGUACAACAAUGUCACAGGACGUGACGUAUGUUUCCAGUGUCCACCUAGCUACUUCUGUCCAGAAAACAUCACCAACUACGAGCUGUACCCGUGUCCACAGGGACACUACUGUCCCAACGGUACAGCGUUUGCCACCCAGUUCCCGUGUCCGAGGGGCUAUUCCCGGAGCAGCUCCAUGGGCCAGUCGGUGGAGGACUGUGUGCUGUGCCCUGGGGGGCACUACUGUGGCACUGAGGGCCUGUCCUACCCCUCAGGUCUUUGUGAUGAAGGGUACUUCUGUGUGCUGGGAGCAUGGGCCAGUAAGCCCACUGACUACAACAACUACACCUUCGAUGACUGCCUGUGUCCAAGCAAUGCGACCGGAGGGCAGUGUAGGCCUGGGUACUACUGCCCCACCGGAUCACAGGAACCCACCAUCUGCAGAGAGGGGCAGUACUGUUCCACACCAGGCCUUGCUGAUGUGACGGGGCCCUGUAGACCGGGCUACUUCUGUGCCGAAGGAGCCUCUCGUGAUGACCCCACAGAUGCUGUUACAGGAGACAUCUGUCCCCCAGGGCGCUAUUGUGGAACUGGAACAACGACUGACCAGGAAAAGUGUCCUCUGGGAAGCUUCUCCAACCGGACCGGCAACCAGGCUGCAAGUGACUGUACUCCAUGUACUGAGGGAAUGUAUUGUGGAAACCUGGGGCUCACAGAACCUUCAGGACCAUGUGACGAAGGGUACUUCUGUCCCCCUGGCCAGAACCUGAGUAACCCGUUCCCCUGCACUACCGGUCACUACUGCCCCCCUGGCAGCAUCCAGCCAACACACUGCCCCUCCGGCACCUACCAAGACAGCACGGGGCAAGGAAGCUGCAAGGAAUGUGUGGCAGGUUACUACUGUGAUGACUCCACUGACCUGUCUUCCGUCGCCCCCUACCCUUGCCCCAAGGGGUACUACUGCCCCAACGGUACCAAGUGGUCCACCCAGUUCGGCUGCCCAGCAGGGACCUAUAACCCCAACACCAAGCUGCAGACUGUGUUUCAGUGCACCCCGUGUGAUGCUGGCAAAUACUGCAGCUCCUCCGGCAAAGAGGCCGUCACAGGUGAUUGUGAUAUCACUUUCUGGUGCAUCAAUGGCUCUUCCAUCCCCACGCCAGUCGAUGGGAUCUCCGGUGACCGCUGUCCGGAGGGCUAUUACUGCCCGGCUGGAACAGCUGCCCCAGACCCUUGCCCAGUAGGAACCUGGUCCAACAGCACAGGCCUAGGAACAGCUUCUGAGUGUCUAGCCUGUUCUGGAGGAUUCUACUGUGAUGCCACCGGUCUGAAGGAACCAACAGGACCUUGUUCGGGUGGCUUCUAUUGCACCCAAGGAGCAAGUUCGUCUAUGCCCAAUGACGGAGGGACAACAGGAGCUCCUUGUACUAUAGGACACUUUUGUCCACCAGGAACUAAGGUCCCUGUUCCCUGUCCAGACGGAACCUAUCAGAAGUCAACUCAAGCCGAGACCUGUGAACCAUGUGCUCCUGGGCACUGGUGUGACGGUGUGAACCCACCUAGUGUCUGCCCAAUUGGCUACUAUUGCCCAGAAGGAACAGGAAUUGUUUACAAAAGCUGUCCUCCAGGAACAUUUAGCACUGCCACUGGUCUGUGGGAUGUCGCCAACUGUACUCAGUGUACUGGAGGCCACUACUGUGAUGCUCCCAGUGCUCAAGUGGUAGCUGGGGACUGUGAACAGGGAUACUACUGUACAGAAGGUUCCAGCUCUCCCACCCCGGAGACGAAUGUCACAGGUGUAUCAGGACCCUGCCCAGAAGGACACUUCUGUCCAGCAAAGACUAUCACACCUCAGAAAUGUCCCCUGGGAACCUUUAAUCCAAACCUCAAGGCUAUAGAUGUUACUAGCUGCAUCCAGUGUACGUAUGGACAGUACUGUGGAGAGGAAGGUCUAGGAGCACCAUCAGGACCCUGUGAUGAGGGUUUCUUCUGUCUGACAGGAGCAAAGUACCCCAACAACCCAACUCUGAACUCCUCAGGAGGACCCUGCCCUGUUGGACACUACUGCCCAAAUGGAACCUCCUAUCCUCUUGGGUGUAAGCCUGGAACAUACAGUCCAUCUACAGGUCUUGCACAGUGUCUGAUGUGUCCGGCAGGAUACCACUGUCCAGAGAAUUCAACUGACUUUUCCGGCACAGAAUGCCCAACAGGACACUACUGUCCAGAAGGAACGAAAGACCAAUACGAGUACCCAUGUGAGCGAGGGACGUACAAUAACUACACCCGAAAGCAGAGUGCGUCUGACUGUAUGACUUGUGAGCCAGGGCACUACUGUGGAAGUCCUGGACUGACUGUCCCGACAGACCUCUGUACUGAAGGCUGGUACUGUGUGAGGGGAGCCUGGACAGCUAAACCCACGGAGAUUGGGAACUACACGGCCAACGACACCUCCUGCACCUGCCCAGCAGACAUCACCGGUGGACAAUGCCAGCCAGGCUACUAUUGUCCCCGCGGAUCCAGUGAACCCUUGCUGUGUAAACCAGGUUCCUACUGCGAGACUGCUGGCCUAGCAGAUGCAACUGCACCAUGUACAGCAGGGUAUUACUGCACCCUUGGCGCCAUCCGCCCCGACCCCCAGGGAGAUGCUACAGGGGGGACAUGCCCCAAGGGAGCCUACUGCCCCAAGGGAACAGGAGACCCUAUCAAGUGUCCCCCAGGGACCUACACCAACGCGACAGGGAACACGCAGCUCAGUGACUGCAGGUUGUGCACUUCAGGCUUCUACUGUGACAGUUAUGGUCAGGAAAGUCCGACAGAUUUGUGCAGUGAGGGUUACUACUGCCCCGAAGGCCAGAACACCAGCACACCGACAUCCUACAUCUGCACACCCGGCCACUUGUGCAUCAAGGGGAGCAAGAUGGAAGAGGCUUGUGAAUCCGGGAAGUACCAAGAUGAAUUUGGCAAGGCAUCCUGCAAAGACUGCCCUGAAGGGUAUUACUGUGACGGUACAAUCCAGAACGACACUGUCUGUAACCAUGGAGUCCAGAACCCGUCACCCUGUGAGCCAGGCAGCUUCUGUCUCCCUGGAACUAAGUUUGCCAAGGAGCACAGAUGUCCAAAUGGAACAUAUAACGACAUCUUGUACCUGAAGAAGAUUGACGAGUGUACUCCAUGUCCUAGUGGGCAGUACUGUGGGCAGGAGGGACUGUCCUCGCCAUCCGGCUUCUGUGAUGGAGGGUUCUACUGCCUGUCUGGUGCCUCUGUAGCAGCUCCUAUAGAUGGUGUGACAGGGAACAUCUGCCAGAAGGGAGCCUACUGUCCUGUAGGAUCUAAUGCCUCAACUCUGUGCCCUCCAGGGACUUAUAACCCUGUGGAAGGUCUGGAGUACCUGCACCAGUGUAAGGGAUGUGAAGGGGGUCAGUAUUGUCCGACGUCAGGCAUGGAGGCACCUGCUGGAAACUGUACAGAGGGAUACUUCUGUUCAGGCAACUCCAGUUCAGCAACCCCAGUGGACAAUGUGACUGGAAAUGAAUGUCCUGUGGGCCACUACUGUCCCGAAGGAACAGCGUAUCCUAUAGCCUGUGACCCAGGAACAUUCACAGAUGUCACCAAAACGAAAAAGUGCGAACUCUGCACACCUGGUUACUACUGCAUCACAGGUUCGAAUCCCGAUCCAUGUCCAGCAGGGUUCUACUGUCCCGAGGGUACUGGUUAUGUCUGGCAGUCCUGCCCAGCUGGAACCUUCGGCCAGACCACUGGUCUGUCCACCCUCAGCCAGUGCACACAAUGUACUGGCGGGUUCUACUGUGAUGAGGCCAACCUGACCGCAGUGACUGGACCAUGUGAUGCUGGCUUCUACUGCAAAUACGGCUCCGAUUCCAAAUCCCCGACUGGUAAUGUCACAGGGGAUGCAGACGUCUGUCCAGUGGGUCACUACUGUACACAACAAACACAGGACCCUGUUCCUUGCCCUGCAGGAACCUUCAACAACCAAACCAUGAUCAAGGCUCUCUCUGAAUGCCAGGACUGUUUGCCUGGCUACUUCUGUGAUGUGCCUGGCCUAGUUUACCCAACAGGACUGUGUGAGGAAGGCUUCUACUGUGCUGGAGGCUCCAUCUCCUCCAAGCCGGCCACUGUCACUGCCAAUGGAGGACCCUGUCCUGCCGGCACGUUCUGCAAGGAAGGAUCUAGCCAGCCCACAGACUGUCCCCCUGGGCACUACAAUAUCAAUGAGAUGCAGUCCAACUGCACAGCAUGUCCUGCGGGCUUCUACUGUGAAGCUGGAGCUCCAAACAAAACCAUAUGUCCCAAAGGAUAUUACUGUCCACCAGCCACGGAAUUCGCACACCAGUUCCCCUGUGGAAACGGAACCUUCAACAACCAGACCCAGGCCUCAACAUACGAUGCCUGUCAGAUCUGUCCCGUGGGCCACUACUGCCCAGGGGAAGGCAAUGAGGAGCCAGCAGGGUUGUGUUCAGGAGGCUGGUACUGUGCUUUGGGAUCAUGGACUGACAGACCCUCCAUCCUUGGUCUGGACUCUGGCAGUGAUUGCUCCUGCCCAGCAACUAGCAUAGGAGGAAGGUGCAAUGCUGGUCAGUUCUGUCCCCCGGGAUCAGAGUCCCCCCAGGAGUGCCUGCCUGGUCAUUACUGUGAAGUCGAUGCCCUCGCAAACGUGACUGGUGAAUGUGAUGCUGGACACUACUGUAAUGUUAGUUCAACAUUGAAGAAUCCUGUGAAUGAAACUUUUGGAGAUAUAUGUCCAAAGGGCCACUACUGUCCUCGAGCUAGCUCCUCACCUAUAGCAUGCCAAGAAGGAGAGUAUAGUGACUGGUUCGGCAAUCACAACAUCAGCAGUUGUCUCCCUUGUACUGCUGGUAUGUACUGUGCUGGUCCUGGUCGGGACCUUCCCAAUGGUGACUGUGACAUAGGUUGGUUCUGCCCCGAAGGAAGCAUUCAGCCACAGCCACCAGGCAAUAAAUGUCUUGCAGGUCACACAUGCCCAAAAGGAAGUGGCGUUCAAACACCAUGUCCAUCAGGACAGUACCAGCCAGAUCCAGAGAGAGGAGAUUGCUUGUUUUGCCAGGGAGGAACUUACUGUGAUCAGAAUGAGGCAAUCACUGAACAGCAGAGUGGAGUUGGAGCUCCUUCUCAUGGCGUUGUAAACCCUAAGGUCUGUCCAGCCGGGUUCUACUGCCCCAACGGCACAAUGACUGCACGACAGAACCCCUGUCCUUUGGGAACAUACAGCAACACAACAGGUCUGGAGAGUCUUGGAGAAUGCAGAGACUGUCCAGCAGGCUUCUACUGUGAGGCAGAGAACAUCACCGAACCAACAGGUCAGUGUACAGCAGGAUACUACUGUGUCCUGAAAUCGACUUCCCCCACACCGGCGCUGUCAGUAUCAGGAGGACCCUGUCCACAAGGAACCCACUGUGUACAAGGAUCAUCAUGGCCAGACCCGUGCCCCAAGGGAACAUUCGGGGACCGAGAUAAGCUGCCAUCAGAGGCUGAUUGUACCAUCUGCCCACCUGGAGAAUUCUGCUCCCACUCCAGUCUGACAGCCCCCAAUGGAUCCUGCCUAGCUGGAUACUACUGCAGUAAUGCAUCCGAGGAAGCCAACCCGGUCGGUCAAGUUUAUGGCGACGAGUGUCCUGCUGGUUACUUCUGCCCAGAACACAGCCACCAGCCUACAGCAUGUGCAGCCGGAACCUACCAACCUCACCCACGCAGAACCAAUGUGUCUGCUUGUAAUGCCUGCGAUCCAGGAAAAUAUUGUAACACCACAGGACUACCAGCUGUUUCUGGAGAGUGUGAUGAAGGCUUCUACUGCACCCUGGGUGCCAGUACACCAGCUCCUUACGAUGGUGUGACGGGCAACAUCUGUCCAGCAGGGUCCUACUGUCCUCUGGGCUCCCCUCAACACUUCUACUGUGCCAAUGGCACCUACACCAACCACACCGGAGCUGCUGUUUGUUAUGACUGUCCAGAUGGGUAUUACUGCACCAACAGGGACCGAGCUGACUUCUGCCUGGCUGGCUACUACUGUCCAUACAAGACCGGGGCAGACCUCCAGCCCUGUCCUGCUGGCACCUACAACCCUGUGGAGGGGAUGAGCUCAGUGGGACAAUGCACACAGUGUGAUGGGGGCAAGUUCUGUCAGACUCCUUCUCUGUCGGCGGUCAGUGGAGAAUGUGCUGCUGGCUACUAUUGCAGACUAGGAGUUGACACAGACAAGCCCUCCAGCAACCACACAGGUGAUGGGGGAGAGUGUCCCCAGGGGUACUACUGUCCAGCAGGCACCACUGACCCCCUCUCCUGCCCCCCAGGGAGCUACAGUGACAGUCCCCGUCAGCAGAACUGCACCACCUGUCCCAAAGGCUUCUACUGUCUGGAGAACUCCACCAACUUCACAGGGCAACCGUGUCCGGAGGGCUACUACUGCCCCGCAGGCACGUCCAGCCCCUAUGAGAAUCCCUGUCCUAAAGGAUCCUACAACCCAGCCAGUGGCAGUGAUGGACAGGAGGACUGCCUGGUCUGCCCACCAGGACAGUACUGUCAGACUGAUGGGCUUGCUGCUCCCUCCGGCAACUGCACGGCAGGAUGGUACUGUACAGGGGGGGCCUAUAUGGCAGAACCAGUGACCACCAUCAACGCCACAAGCCUCCCAGACUGCACCUGCCCUCUCACCAACUACACAGGUGGCAAGUGCUGGCCAGGCACCUACUGCCCCGAGGGAUCCCCCUACCCCGUGACCUGUGAUGGAGGGAUGUACUGCACCCUCUAUGGGCUGACACAACCUGAAGGCCUUUGUAAUGCUGGCUACUACUGUAGCGGAGGAGCUGUACGACCAGACAUACCAACCAACAUCUGCCCAACAGGGUUUUAUUGUGAGAAAGGUUCAUCCACACCAAGCCCCUGUCCAGCUGGCAUGCUGUCAAACACCAGCGGCAACAUGAACAUCACCGACUGCAUCCUGUGUCCUCCUGGCUACUACUGUGCCGGCACUGCCAACAACUACAGUACUGGCCCGUGCUCAGCAGGAUUCUACUGUCCUGCCGGCCAAAGCUCACCUAAUCCUGUGGACUACAACUGUACAACGGGCCACAAGUGUCCCGUGGGGACGGGCAAGCCAGUGAUGUGUGCUGCAGGGUUCUACCAGGAUGAGACACAGAGGAGUGACUGCAAGGACUGCCCUGCUGGAAAAUACUGUGACCCUGCAGAAGUAGCGAAUACAACGGGUGAUUCUGACAGUGGAGUGACGACCCCUGCACCCUGUCCCCCAGGGUACUUCUGUCCCCUCAACACGGGGGUGAAGACGUCCAGCCCCUGCCCUACAGGCACAUACAGCAACGAGACUGAGCUACAGACAACUGCAGAGUGCAAGCCAUGCACUGGAGGAUUCUUCUGUGAAAACCCAGGCCUGACAGAACCAACAGACAUGUGUGAUUCUGGCUAUGUGUGUGUCAGUGGUGCAGAGACGGCCAGACCCACAGAUGGCGCCACUGGAGAUGUAUGUGACCUGGGUGCCUACUGCCCCAAGGGAUCUGACCAGGCCGUCAAGUGCCCAGCCGGCACCUUCAGUGACCUCACCGGACUGCAGAACGUCACCCAGUGCCAGGACUGUCCGCCUGGAGAAUACUGCAACACUGAAGGCUUGACUCAUCCUGUGGGCAACUGCAGUGCGGGCCACUACUGCCCACUUGGGGCUGUCGAACAGAACCCCAUUGGUCAGACAUACGGAGACUACUGCACCAGUGGUCACUACUGCCCAGCCGGUACAGGAAUCCCCAUACCCUGCCCAGCAGGAACCUACCUCCCCGACACCGGGCGCGACGCCGUGGACGACUGUAUCGACUGUCCCGGGGGCAAGUACUGCGAGCUUCAAGGACUCUCCAACUUCACAGGGGACUGUGAUGCUGGCUACUACUGUGAGGAGAAGGCUGUAUCCAACACUCCAACUGAUGGCAUCACCGGCAACAUCUGUCCUGUGGGAACGUACUGCCCAGUGGGAUCACAUCUGCCUCUGUCUUGUGAUGACGGCACCUACAUGAACCACACAAUGGCCAGCGCCUGUGACAUCUGUCCGCCGCGCUACUACUGCGUCAACAAGGACAGACCGGACCCCUGCCCCCAGGGCCGCUACUGUGAGGGCAACACAGGGUUCAACAUGUCCUUGUGCCCAGCAGGAACCUACAACCCCGUGGAGAUGCUGAUGGCCGAGGCGGAGUGCACGGCGUGUGACCCGGGGCACUACUGUGACACCCCGGGCCAGGUGAAUGUGACCGGCAUGUGCUCGGCCGGCUACUACUGCCAGAGCGGGGUCAACACAGCUGCACCCAGCAACAACAACACCGGAUUUGGGGGAUGGUGCCCCACUGGUCACUACUGUCCUGAGGGUACCACUGACCCCCUGGGCUGUGCUGCUGGCACCUACACCGACGUGACCCACCAGGACACCUGCACGCCCUGCCAGAUGGGAUACUACUGUCUCACCAACUCAUCCACAUACCUCGACACACCAUGUCCUAAAGGUGCAUACUGUCCCAGCGGCACCAAGUCGGCAAGAGAGUUCGAGUGUCCUGCAGGUACCUACAACAAUAGAACAAUGGCUGACGACAUGUUUGAUUGUCUGCCGUGUCCAGGAGGCGAGUACUGUGCUGGGGAUGGCCUGUCGGAGCCUACAGGGAACUGUGCCCCAGGGUGGUUCUGUAUGGGUGGAGCCUACACAGACAAGCCCACCCCUGUGGUCAACACCACCGACACAAGCACCUGCCCGGUCUACUCCCUCAACUUCACCGGGGGCAUCUGUACUCCAGGGACGUACUGCCCCGUUGGCAGUCAGCUCGCCCAGCAGUGCAGCCUGGGAAUGUACUGCGAGCUCCAUGCACUGGAAGCACCCACAGGCAACUGUCAUGCUGGCUCCUUCUGUAACGGCAGCGCCAUCGUCCCCAACCCCGUGCCCUGUGCCAAGGGGCACUACUGUCCAGAAGGAACCACAGUGCAAGAGGCAUGUCCACCUGGGACUUUCUCAGACCGCGAGGGCAACACCAACCUGACGGACUGCCUCCCCUGUACCGCCGGCCAGUACUGCCAGGAAUAUGGCCGUGCAGUGCCCAAUGGACCGUGUGACGAAGGCUACUUCUGCCCCGAGGGUCAACAGGUGCCCCGCCCAACCAGCCUGGCCUGCAGUCCUGGACACUUCUGCCUGCAGGGCAGCUGGAACGAGAGCGGGUGCCCGUCGGGGAGCUACCAACAACACUGGCAGAAGAGUGACUGUGACGUCUGUCCUGCUGGAUCCUACUGCACAGCCAUUGGUGACUAUGAAUAUCUUGAUGACAACGUGACGUCCAGUGGCAACUACUCAGGUCGAUACCGUAGUUACAGAGGAGUUUCCAUACCGACAACCUGUCCACCAGGGUCAUACUGCCCAGAGGGCACCAAGUUCGCGACAGAGUUCCUGUGUCUGGCUGGCAGCUACAGCAACAGGACAGGCCUGGCCAACUACACCCAGUGUGCUCCAUGCGAGCCCGGCAGAUACUGUGCAGGGGAAGGUAACACGGAGCCGAGUGGACUGUGUGCCGCAGGCUACUACUGUACCCAUGGAGCCUACAAUGCCACGCCCACUGAUGGCUCCACCGGCGACAUCUGCCCACAGGGCCGGUUCUGCGUCAACGGCAGCAUCACUGGGGAGGGAUGUCCAGUGGGGACAUUCAGCAACAGGACAGGGCUUCAGGCUGACACAGACUGCACCGCCUGCUCACCUGGCUACUACUGCGGUCAGACUGGACUCACCCAGGAGUCUGGACACUGCUGGGCAGGCCACUACUGUAGCCUUGGAGCCGAGGAGCCAGCUCCAGUUGGGAAGACCUAUGGGGACUACUGUACAGCCGGACACUACUGUCCUAACGGAACAUCCGUCCCGGAACCCUGUCCCCCUGGAACUUUCCAGUAUGCCACCGGAACAGGGGACAUCGAUGAAUGCACCAAGUGUACUCCAGGUUCCUUCUGUGAGACAUAUGGCUUGGUGAAUGUGACAGGGCCUUGUGGGCCAGGCUACUUCUGCACGUUAGGAUCAAACACAACAUCACCUGUCGAUGGCAUCAUGGGUGCCAUCUGCCCCGAGGGACACUACUGUGAGGAAGGGUCCCCCGGCCCAACACCGUGUGGCAAUGGAACCUUCAUGAACCACACUGGGGCCUCCGCCUGCUACAUCUGUCCUGAGGGAUACUACUGCGUCAACCGAGACCGUGCCGACAUCUGUCGUCAAGGCUUCUACUGUCCUGAAGGUACUGGAGCUGACCUUCAGUCGUGCCCAACUGGAACCUUCGGCAACACAACGGGUCUGUUUGAGGAGAGCCAGUGCACACCAUGUACAGGUGGAAACUACUGUGCCACCCCAGGAUCCCCAGAUGUGGAUGGAGAGUGCCAGGCAGGUUACUACUGCGUGUACGGCGUCGACACGGCAACACCCGCUGACAGUGGUGGCCACAAGGGGUCGGGAGCGGAGUGUCCAGUAGGCUCCUACUGCCCCAAGGGAUCAGCACAGCCCCUGCCCUGUGCUCCUGGCACUCACACCGACACACAAAGAAAGGGUUCAUGUGACCAGUGUCCCGGCGGCUACUACUGCCUCAGCAACACCAGCGACGCCACAGUGUUCCCCUGCCCCACGGGUCACUACUGUCCCCCGGGCACUGAGUACGGCACCCAGUACAAGUGCCAGGCGGGCACCUACAACCCCCACACCACCAUGGACAGCUCGGGGGCCUGUUUGAUGUGCACCCCUGGCCUGUAUUGUGCUGGGGAAGGUCUGGAGACACCGUCAGGCAACUGCAGUGAAGGCUGGUUCUGCUCAGGGGGAGCUGUCCAGUCCAAGCCAGUCACACUGGGUAACUUCUCCAGUGUCGACAUGUGCCCGUGCCCCUCAUACAACUACACCGGGGGCAAGUGCCAGCCAGGCACAUACUGUCCCCUCGGGUCCUCCAUGCCUGUCAGCUGUGAGGCGGGGUGGUACUGUGACGACUAUGAACUACCGGCCCCUAAAGCGAAGUGUGAUCCUGGCUACUUCUGUCCAACGGGCCGGAGUGUGGCAAACCCUGUUGACUUCGUGUGUUGGGCGGGGUACUACUGUGUUGAGGGGUCCCCGACCUCCGUACCUUGCCCCAUAGGGCACUUCUCCAACUCCACCGGCAACGUCAAUGUCACCGACUGCAAAGCCUGUACACCAGGCUACUACUGUGAUGGGACCGGUCUGGUGAAGGAGACCGGCCUGUGUGGGGCAGGCUACUACUGUCCAGAGGGUCAGACCACAGCCACGCCCAUAUCCUCUAUGUGCCCCAAGGGCAUGUACUGCCCUGAAGGUAGCGCCCUCCCUCUCAGAUGUGAACGAGGAACAUACCAGGCUUUUGAAGGUGAGCCCACAUGUGAACCGUGCCUAUCCAGGAGUUACUGUGACCCUGGCAACUCCACCGUGGGCAUCAUCGACCCCGUGCCAUGUCCCGCCGGGUACUACUGCCCCACCGGGACCAAGUACAAGCAUGAGUUCCCCUGCCCAUCGGGGACCUACAGUCCCUUCGGAGACCUGGAGGAUCAGGGUGAAUGUACGAGCUGUGAGUUCGGCAAGUAUUGUAAGACUCCCGGCCUGACUGAUGUCGAAGGUGACUGUCUGGCUGGCUAUUUCUGUGACCAGGGCGCCAACACCUCCACACCCACCGACGGUAUCACCGGAGACAUUUGCCCCAGGGGCAAGUACUGCCCUAUUGGUUCUGUUGAUGGUGACCCCUGCCCAGUGGGCACGUACAACAACCUGACCGGCCUGCGAGCAGCCAAUGAAUGCAUUCCCUGUGACCCCGGCCAGUACUGCCCGUCCCCGGGUCUCAUCGUCCCCUACGCCUACUGCACCGCGGGAUACUACUGCGAGUACGGCUCAAACGAACCCUCUCCCAAGGGUCAGUCUUACGGCUACAACUGCCCGUCAGGACACUACUGUCCAGAGGGAAUCCCUGCUCCAGUGCCGUGUCCACAAGGAACAUACCAACCAUCAGAAGGCAAACAGUUGUCAACGUCUUGUGUGGACUGUGAUCCAGGCAAGUACUGUCUGGAAGAAGGCAACAACACUGUCACCGGCAACUGCAUGGCAGGUUACUACUGCGUCAGUGGUGCCAAGACUCCCAAUCCAACAGAUGGGACAACAGGAGCCAUCUGCACCGUGGGUCACUACUGCCCCGAGGGAUCUCACAUCCCCACACAGUGUCCACCAGCCUUCUUCAUGAACCGCACCGGAGCGGCAGCCUGUGACCCCUGCCCUGAGGGGUACUACUGCACCGACGGGGCCAAGGCUGAGCCCUGCCCCCAGGGCUACUACUGUCCCCAAGGGUCGGGCAGCAACUACAAGUCUUGUCCUGUGGGGACGUUUGGGGGCAGCGAGAGACUGAGCAACGUGUCGCAAUGUACUCCCUGUACUGGUGGGUUCUACUGCGACAGUGAACACCUCACUGCACCAUCCGGACCAUGCAUUGCGGGAUUCUAUUGUGUCACAGGUGUGAAUAUGGAGUCCCCCAGUAGCAGCGUGACCCACACAGGCGAGGGAGACGUGUGCCCGCCUGGGUUUGAGUGCCCCCUCAACUCCACCUUCCCUGUACCCUGCUUGCCGGGAUCCUACUCCCCCAGUCAGGCCGUGCCCAGUUGCCUCCCCUGCCCAGCAGGAUCCUACUGCCUGAAUGAGACGGUGACCCCUAUCACCUGCCCCAUGGGCCACUACUGUACCGAGGGAACCAGCUUCGAUGUGGAGCAUCCAUGUCCUAAAGGAACCUACUACAACGCAACAGGUGCAAAGGCUGAGAGUGACUGCCUGGACUGCCCGCCAGGAGAAUACUGUGAAGGCCUGGGUAACAUCAUUCCGUCUGGACUCUGCGACCCUGGCUUCUUCUGUGCUGGGAAGUCCUUCCAGAUCCGCCCAUAUGACCUUGGUAACCUCACCAGUGCAGGAGGCUCCACCAGUGACCUGUACUCCAACGACACCUGUGCCCCCAUGUGGGACUGUGUAUGUCCGGACUUCGAGCUGACCAGUGGGGGUAUCUGCCCCAUGGGCUACUACUGCCCACAAGGAACACACAAGCCCGAGGCCUGCACCCCGGGCAUGUACUGCGAAACACCAGGGCUUCCACUGCCCACAGGCAACUGCAGUGCUGGGUACUACUGUAAUGGUACCAGUGCAGUCCCCAACCAGUAUGUGUGUCCGGAGGGCAGCUACUGCAUUGUGGGAACUUCUGUCCCAGAACCUUGCCCUGCUGGAACAUUCGCCAACAAGACCGGAACAUCCAUGGUUGAUGAUUGCCUCAACUGCACAGGAGGCAUGUUCUGUCAAGGUCCUGGUGACAUCCGACCAACAGACUUCUGUGACCCUGGUUUCUACUGCCCCGAGAGCCAGACCACUCCCACUCCCUCUGACCUGGUGUGUUGGAAGGGUCACUACUGUGAGGUGGGGUCAUCCAUCCCCACCAUGUGCCCUGGGGGGGCCUACCAACCCAGCUAUGGAGCAAGCACCUGUCUGCCCUGUCCCGAGGGAUUCUUCUGCAACAUGGCUACCGGAAAUGUCACCUACAUUGAUGGCCACCCUGCAGUUUUCCCUGCCCCUUGUCCCCGCGGCUUCUACUGCCCCGAGGGAACCGACGCCUCCCAGACGUACCCCUGCCCAGUGGGGACAUACGGCCCGGAUGAGUACUACAGCCAUGAAGGCAACUGCACAGACUGCACCUCCGGCUACUACUGUGAAAGGACCGGCCUGUCCACACCCACUGGGGAGUGCUACGCCGGCUACUACUGCACUGGAGGAGCUUCUUCACCAACUCCCAUCUACGAUAAGAUUGAUGAAACCCAGGUUGCCAACUUCACAGGCAAUGAUGUAUGCCCAGUAGGCUACUUCUGUACCAACGGCACCAGCUACCCCCAGCCCUGCCCCCUGGGAACGUUCUCCACCCAGAAGGAGGUGACCGGCCCCGAGGGCUGUGAGAAGUGCUGGCCAGGCAGAUACUGCAACCAGAAGGCCUACGUCAUCAGCUCUGAAGCCCCCAAAUGCCAUGCAGGCUUCAUCUGUAUCGGCGGCAGCACCAUCCCUGAGCCGACGGAUGGCGUCCAGGGUUACCUGUGUCCUGCUGGCUUCUACUGUGAGGAGGGAGCUGUCACUGAAGUGGGUUGUUCUAUCGGAAGUUUCCAGCCCAGCCUGGGUCAGCACAACUGCACCCUGUGUCCAGCGGGUCAGAUGUGUCCACGCAGCAACAUGUCCAUCAGUGAACCCUGCAAGAUGGGCUACUACUGUCCUUUUGGGUCCUUGGCUCAGCCGUGUCCCCCAGGGACUUACAACAACAAGACGGAGAUGUUCGCCGAGUCUCACUGUAUCGACUGUCCCCCUGGGCACUACUGUGCUGGCAACGGCAAUAUAGACCCUUCAGGUGAGUGUGAAGCUGGGUACUACUGUGAAGGUGGCGCCAACAGCAGCGUGCCGACGCCUACACCGACCUACCAGAACAACGGGGUGUGUCCAGCGGGUCACUACUGCCCCCAGGGGACGACCAUGAGGAUCCGAUGUCCGGCAGGAACCAUCAGAAACACCACAGGUGGCGGUGCUGCCUCUGACUGCCGACCCUGCCCAGGUGGCUUCUACUGCGAGUCCGAGGGCCAGACGGAAGUGUCUGGCAUCUGUGCCACAGGCUACUACUGCCCAUCAAACGACACUACCCUUGUGCCAAACCCGACCAGCUUCGUGUGUCCCGUGGGCUACUUCUGUCUCGCAGGAUCUGCAGCCCCAACGCCCUGUCCGGCUGGUCAGUACCAGCUGAAUGAAGGCCAGGACUUCUGUGACCCAUGUCCGGCUGGGUCCUACUGUCAGAGCUCGGUGUCCGGGGAACGCAAAGACUGUCCCGAGUACCACUACUGUCCAGAAGGCACUGCAUACCCAAUACCUUGUGGCAACGGCACCUUCACCUACGACAACAUGACGAAACUAAGGUCACAGAGCGACUGUCUGGCGUGUGAAACAGGACAAUAUUGCAGGAAUGGCCAGCUCUAUGGCAACUGUACAGCAGGGUACUACUGCAAGUCUGGCUCCCCUAAGACCAUGCCCAACGAAACCCUAGACUAUGAUGCCUGUGUGUCCGAUGAUCCUUGUGCUGGCUUCUGUCCACGGGGGUUUUACUGCCUUGAGGGGACGCUGUACCCAACACCCUGCCCAGCAGACACCUACAGAGACACCGUUGGCGCUGCCCAAGAGAAUGACUGUGCACCAUGUCCUGCUGGCUUCCUGUGUCCCGAAGGUUCUGCUGACCCAGAUCCCUGCCCCAUCGGCUUCUACUGCACCCUGGGUAACGGAACAACACCUUGUCCUCGCCUCACGUUCCGCAACAUCACUGGGGCAAAGGUCAUUACGGAGUGUUUCCCAUGUCCAGCAGGAUUCUGGUGCAACCAUACAGGCAUGGCUAAUUAUUCCGACUACCUUUGUCCCCCUGGUUUCUUCUGUCUGGAGGGAGACGAGCCUCGCCUGUGUCCAGCUGGCCGCAUGAAAGCUCUGCCAGGUGUCGACGCUCCAGAGAACUGCGACCAGUGCCGAGCAGGCUACUAUUGCCCCAAUGACACGUCCAACACGAUGGGCAUCCCCUGCAGGGAGACAUACGAAUGUCCAGAGGGAGCUUCUAUUGAGAUUGACUGCCGACCUGGUCACUAUUGUAAUGGAACAACUGGACUGCCUCCCCUGUGUUGGCCCGGCUUCUACUGCCCCGCCGGAACCGACACCCCCAUCCUGUGCGAGUACCCGUACUACUGCCCCGAAGGAAGCAACAUGACCUUAACGUGUCCUCUUGGUCACAUGGCAGAGAUUCACACAGGAAUCAGAUACGACUAUUCCCGAUCUUGUCGCAUCUGUCCUGCAGGCUACUACGGCAACUAUACAGACAGACGUCAGUGUGACCUGUGUCCAGGUGGCUACUACUGCCCAAUAGGAACAGGCCAUGGCACAACCAACCCCUGCCCAAUAGGAUCCUACUGCCCACCAGGAUCUGCUCAACCUACCCCAUGUCCGACGGGAAUGUACGGCAAGCUGUCUAGAGCUGACGAGUAUGGUGACUGUGUUCCUUGCCCCAUGAACACCUACAACAAUCUCCUGGGUCAGAAGGCGUGUCGACCCUGUGGGAGUUCCUCCACGGCUGCUGUGGGUAGUGCAGAAUGUACUUGUAACGGCCUGUACAGAUCCUUCCAGGAGUCGGAUGGGUCCUGUGUGUGUCUCUCAGGCUUCAUCUACUACAAUGAAGUUGACAGACAGAACUCUCUGAGCAAUGGUAAUGAGGACUGUCAGCAGAUUGUUGAUGGCCGGUGCUCCCAGUACGAAACCCGUCAAGCCAAUACCAGACAGUGUGUGACUCCAGAGUCAUAUGACUGCAGCACUUCCUGUCCCGACAGUAAUGGAGUGUUCCAUGUAGACCUUGGAAGAUGUCAGUGUAACGUGUACACAGACUCGGAUGAGAUCUGUAACCAGCAGUGUCGGCAGGAUACAUCACCAACUGUAACUGGGGAACUCACGGCAGAAGGCUACAUUCAAGUCUCCAUCGUUGACCCCUUGUCUGGAAACGUCACCAUCACGCCUCUUCGGGACACAUACGGGCCCCUGGAGACAAGUGUUGGUCCAAAGACAAUAAUUGUUGCUACCAUCUUCGCCGACCGAGUGACAGCAUCCUUGUUCCGUGACUCGUCCGAGGCUGCAGAUCUGUUCAAAACACCACAGGAGGUGCUUGCUGGCACUACUUCCAGCAGAAGACGUCUCCUAGCAACCACUGUCCCAACCAAUCAGAUCUCUAACCCAGCAAUCUGUCUGGAACUGGAUGACAUGGUGAUGUUUAAGAUCUGGCUGAAUGACACUGACCGCACCAAGAGCCACUACCCGGUGUACCAGAAGGACCAUCUCUACAACACCAACCCCACCUUUGACUACGGCGCCUUCACGCAGAUGGCCAGUCUGGUCACCAACACUAAUGUCACGGUCACUACUUUCGCCCAUGUCUUCACUGAGGCUGGGAUAUUUGUGUUCAGUGAUUCACAGGAACCAGACAGUGAGAUUAUCAUCACAGUGAAGGCUGCUGGCACCACCUGUCCCAAUGGCGUGUCUCGCAUCCUGCCGUCAACGCCAGCCAACAUCGCAGCUAUGGGGGUGUACAAGCAGAGCGUUGCCAACGAGGCACCCGACUGGGGACUCAUCAUUGGUCUCAUCGCUUUUUUCGGAGCAUGUGUGGUGCUCCUGAUUGUGGCUGUGCUGGUGUGGAAACCGAGGGACUCGAUUAUCUAUCCCAUGAAACACUGGAAGCCCAAAUAUCGCAGCCUGGGAGCACCACCUCCCGUGCCAUCUUAUAUGCGGUAUGAUGUGGAUCACUGGCCAGAGAAGUGUGGUGGUGGUCAUCUUGGACCCCGACCAAGUGGAGAUGGAGCUGAAAUUUCUUCAGGAUCUUCAGUGGAUUUCCGCAAAGACCAUGAACUGGAGGACUUUAAUGUCCGGGUUCUGUACGACAAGCUUGAGGACCAGAACCUUCAUAUGGCAUCACAGUUGGCACGGCAACAAGAGGACCUGAGAGGAUUCUACAGCCGAAUCUCUGCCCAAAAUGAUGAACUGAAGAAACUCCUAAACAACCUUGACCCAGACAAACUGUCCGAUCUCGAACGUCGCCAACAGAAUCGUGGAGGCAGAAUGGAGAGAGAAGGACUACAGCAGGGUGCCAGUGAUGGCCCCACUGUGGUCAACGCUAACAUCAACAUGGGAAGCCACAACAAAUAUAAAUUUGGCCACACACGUGAGUCUGAGCUGAUGUCGGCUCUGCAGCUGCUUCUGGACAAGCUCAACUCGGGCAACAUCCCGAUGUCACGGGAGAUGUGGGAGAGGAUGCAGCGAGGCGAGGCAGGGGACUCCACUUCAAAGUUCAACAUCAACAGAACAGGAGGAGCACAGACGACUCAGGAUCAGGCGGAACUGCUGCGGCGCCAGAAUGGUGAGAAGAUGGAGCUGGAGCGUGACCUUGAGAAGGAUGAGAAGGAAGCUCUAGACAACAUUCUGCAGGACCAGGACGCCAAGAGACGUGGCAUCAUGGACGGCCUCAGCCAGGCGCUGGCGGUCAAGCUGCAGGGUGAUCUGAAGGACUCGGAGGUCAAGGACAUCCUGUCAAACCAUGAUCGUGACCUAGAGGCUGCACUGGCUACCCACAACAAGGAAAGGGACAGAUACUUGGAUGGUCUUCGCCACAAACUUGCCGAGAGGCGUAAACAGAGGGAAAGCAUGCUCAGAGAAAAGCAUCAGAGGGAGGCAGAGCAAGCUGGCUUGCCAAAGCCUGUAGAUGGUGCAGAUGACCUUGACAUUAAACUGAAGACAGAACAAGAGUUGAUGAACACACUUCAUUCGGAGGAGAUGGCUGGAUCGGCCAAGUCUGAGUCUGAUGCUGUGCCGGCCAUCUCUGACAUACAUCGAAAGAAGAUGUCAAAGGGAAUUAAGCAAAAACUUAAAUCACUGGGAGAUGAGAAGCUGGUGCAGGAGGAGCUGGUUGACCGUCUGCUGCAGUCCCAGCUGGAGCAGGAGGCACAGCUGCAACAGAAGAUGAGGAACUGGCAACAGCAGCAGAUAGAAACUACCCGGAGGAAGAUGGCAGAUCGGCGCAGACAGAGACUUAACAAUCUGAGAGACAAACAAGAAAGAGAAAUGGCUGAGCUGUCAACCAAGGUGAUCCAAGGUGGCAACCCAGAGCAACUGGACCGCCUGAAGAAGUCCCUGGAUGAACAGCAUCGCCAGGAGCGUGAGGCUGCAGAAGCAGAACUGGAUGCCCAGGAGAAUGAGCAGAUCAGACAAGCUACACUAGCCAUAGAUGAAGACCACACAGUCUCACUCAAAGACAUUCACAGAGACAUUUUGAAACAGAUCAACAAGCAUACACUGCCAGGUCAGGAGCUGGCUGUCCAGAGGAUGCUGGAGGACUACAAGCAGGAACUGGCAUCCCUGGACAUGGAGAUGACCAGCGAGAAGAACAGGCAGCUCAGUGACAUACAGGCGAGAAUAGCCACAAGACGUGCUCGUCGGUUGAGGGAUGCACAGAGAAGAAUGGAGGAGAGUGCAGCCCAGAAGUUUGUAGAGGAGCAGACACUCCAGAUGAAGCAAGCCGGCUCGGGGACGGGAGAGACACCUGGAGCUGACCUCCAUCACAUGCCAGAGGUCAAGUAUGGAGAGUCCAUCCAGGAACAGGCACUCAAGAAGGAACAGCAACGGGCCAAGGAGGAGCUGCGGAAGCGGCAGAAGCAGGAUCGUGAGCAGCUGGGAACCAAGUUAGAACAAGAAGCAACAGGCCAGGAGCAGGACCUGAGGAACAACCUCGACUCGGAGAGGGAGAAGAUCCUCCAUGAGAGGAAGAACAAGCUGGCAGCCGAGGCAGCUGCUCGGUCGGAUCUGAGUCAAGAACAACUUGCUGCACUGCUAGCCUCACACCAGCAGGAGUUGGACGACCUGGCAGACCGCCUGGACACAGAGCGUGACCGCCAACAGCUUGCAAUGAGGGAGAAGAUGGCACACAGACGUAAGCGUAAGAUGGAUCAGCUGAGACGCAAACAGGAGGCGGAGAUGACCCAAGAGAUGCUGGAACAGAAGAAGGAAGUGGAUGAGAUCAAACUGAAACAGGCGAAGGCUGUAGAGCAGAAGGCAAUCGAGGAGGGAAUCCGCCAGAAUGGUCAAGAGGACAGUGACAAGGUCAUCAAGGCUGUUCUUGCCAACAGACAUGCCCAGGAGCUGCGUGACUUGGAGAGUCAGUUUGAUGCCAAGAAGAAGGUGAUAGUUGAUGGGGCACUUAGCAAGCUACAUGACAAGUACGACAACGAGAGGGAUGCCAUGUUGAAACGACACCAGGACGAGCUCCAUGAGCUUCAGAAUCAAGGACUUGGCCCCCAGGAGCUACAGGACCGUCGAGCUGAUUUACUGAAUCGCCAACAGAUGGAGUUGUCUGACCUUGACCGCCGAUUGGCAGCAGAUGAGAAAGAGAUUGAACGCGGAGCUCUUGCAGACUGGGAGGUGCAGUUUGCCCGGGCACAGCUUGACCUGAAAGAGAAGCACUACAAGGAGUUCGCUGAGGCCUUGAAAAGAUACUCCCCAGAGAAAGAGGAUGCAGGUCAGGCUGAGAUGGCUGCCGAGGAGUUGGAGGAAGUGAAACAGAGGCUUGACGACCAAAGGAGAGAACAGGAGGAACGCCUCAAGAAGGAGCAGAAGGAGUUUGAGAAGGCGGAGAAGAAGCGGCUAGAAUCAGAGAUGGAGGAGUAUGCCAGACAACUGGAGGAGGAGACGAAACGAGACAAGGAGAAACAUGAGAAGAACAUCCACUCACUCAACAAGAGGAAGGAGGAUCUGGUCAAAGAACGCAAACAGAAGAUGCAGGAGGAGCUGGAACGCCUGAAGAACGACGGAGCCAGCAAGAGUGAGCAGGAACGCAUCAUGCAGCAGCAUGAUAAGGACCUGCAGUCUCUCCUCAACAAGAUGGAGGCCGACCGACUCAGGAUGAACACCAGUCUACAGGAGAGGAUCAAGAAGAGGAAGGAGGAGAAGCUGAAGAAGAAGGAGCAGGAGGUGAAGGACAACCUCCGCGAGGAGAAGCGCGACCUUGAGUCCCGCCAAAGGAGUGAAAGAGACAGACUCAAGACUGAUGAAAUGCUCACUCUACAAGAGACACUGAACAUCGACCUGUUGAGCAGACAGGACCCAGUGGGAAGUUCUGCACCACCUCCACAGGAAAUGACACCUCUGACCUCUGCCCCUGUUAGCCAGCCUGAGACACUUCCUGAAACGUACAACAUGGCUGCCCCUCUGAAUGAGGCUGAGCUGAUGAGUCUGCUUAUGGCAUCGCCGCUGUACAAAAAGCUGGAGUCCAUGAAGCAGACUCUGGCUGAUGGAGGGAAGUCUUCCACACCAGCACCAGGAGACACGUCCUUGGACUCGAGAGAUGCUGACUGGAUGAAUGACAAGGAACUCCAACCAGUUGACCUGAACAAGGUCACUUCAAGGUCUUUCAUUGUGUAUAAGUUCGGCUGCUUCGUUGCUGAUCUAGUAGGUCGCCAUUGUCACCAUGCUCCAGUCACCAUCCUGCUGGCUGACAAGAUCCCAGCCAAUGAACAUCUCACUGGAAACCUGUACCGCAACUCGUUUCACUUUGAUGCCAACAACCGUAUACUGUACCUUCGCUCAGCCCGUCUGGACUCGGUGGGAGAGUUCAUCUUGGUGAUGGUGCACUGUCUUGCCCAUGUCAAGUCAGGUGACCUACGAGAUGAUGCUAACCCAGCGUUCGUGAAGGAAUACCAGCGGGCUCUCACUGUCAUCUGUGAUGACCUGUUCUUUGCUCGCUUCAACCGAUCAUCCUCUGCCCUCUCCAAGUCCAACACUGGCAGUGACCUGGCUGCAGAGAAGAUGCUUCAGAACCUGUUCAACAACCACCACAACGAGGAUGGCAAGUCCAGGGUGGUGGAGGACCUCCUGGAGGUGAAACUCCUCCCCUCUGUAGACUCCCAGGGUUUGCGCUUUACACAGGACAGGAUUGAGGACAGACUUUCCAAGUAUUCGAACUUUUCGAUGACAAACAAACUGCAGAGCAUGCUGGGAAGUGUCAAAGACAAGAUGGUCCAGGCAGACGCGCAGGGAGCUACCCCCGCAGUCAACAGGAGGAUCAGGGAGCUCAGCCAAAAGUACUCCACUGCAGGCACUACAGUGCUGAAUCGGCAUGUCCCGCCUAGCUUCAUGAUGGCCAACAUGACGGGCACUGCCCUCUACAAUACAGUCUUCAAUAGCAUGGGCAAUCAAGGGGAGACAACUCCCACUGACGACACCAAAGAUAACACUCAUGACAAGUAUGACAAUCUCUGUGCUGACUUUGCUGAGGUCAACCAAAACAUUCUGAAAGUCAGUGAAAAUAUCGGAGCCCUGGAGACCGAAAUUACGGCAGAGAUGGAACUUGCUGAGAAAGGAGGAAGCAAGGAUCGCGGUAAACAUGACAGCCUCCGGAAGGCUGCAUCUGGGAAACUUACCCAGGCCAAAUCAAAUCUUGCAAAACUAGAAAUGGACAAGAAACGGAUUCUUGACCUGAUCAGUGACAACGAACCCCGUCUAGAACCAGACACCGAACAAUAACCCUUCCACAAAACAUUCAUGGAUGUCAGAUAGAUCUGCAAUUCAGACAGUUGUUUUAUAAAUGUUAUCAAAGUCAAAUUGAUUUAUCUUAUGGAAAGCAUUUUCAAGAAGGAAAUCAACAUAUUUGUAUGCUGUGUGGGUGUGUACUGGGAAUAAAAUGACCUUCACAAUUAUGAAAUGACAACCUGAAGAAGAGAAAUCAUCUUGAAUCCUGUGUGAACUUGUAUAUACAUAUAUGACUAUUUAUACUGAAACAUGAGACUGUGAUAAGCCACUGUGAUAUCUAUGUGUACAUUCCAUACUGUUGCGUUCAUAUUGGAACUUUGACAGCAUUAUGAAUUAUGUUUAUGUGAUUACAUGAUUACAUGAAGCUUUGUUUCUGGUGACAAAGACACGUUAGUCGAAUGGUUGGUUUAAUCAUUUUGUUUGAAUUUAUUUCACUAAUGGCAUCUUUACUUAAAGUUCCAGCAUUAUAGUACAGACAAUACUAGCAGUAGGAUGACAUAUUUGAUAUAUACAAUGAUUUGAUUUAAACUUCUUGUUAAUUUGACAAAAUCAAAAAUUAAAUAAUUACCUCAGACUUUGCAUUAUUGGUUUUCUUUAAAAUAUUUUGAUCAUUAUAAUGAUGUUAUUUCCAAUUUUGUUUGAAAUAUCUAAAGUCCUCACGUAAUUCCUGAAUAGUGGUGCGCAGGUAGCAUUACAUUGAUUAUCAAAUGCUCUCAAAGAUUUCUUAAUAAAAUGUGUUUUAUUAUAUGUCUACACAGAUUAUAUAUGUAUUUUCUAUUGUAUGCCUUAAUUGCAAUGACUAAUAAAAAAUGUAAUGUUAUUUUUUUUAACCAUGAACCAGGUGUCUCUCCAUAUUGGACACUAACUCCGUCCUCUUUUUCCUGUUGUUGCUUAUGGGCUGGUUUAUGUCCCCGCUUUUAUUGAUAUGAUCUUUUUGAAAUAAACAUGUUUAUACAUAUUUUACAGCAUAGAUACAGAUAAAAAAUAUGAAGAAA